CGUUACUGUAGGAAUGUGCGCUUGGACCUGACCGAACUGCACUCCCAGGUGGGAACCUGCCAGGCUAAGAGCAACAAGUUCGCAGCUGCUUACCAGUCACUGAUACGGACUUUAAUUAAGAGUUGAGCGCCUCAGAAAGAAGCUGAAGACCGGGUGCUUUGUACAGCAGAUCUUUUAGACUUCAGACAGUGGUUGUCGGAAUAACAGAUAAUAUGGAAUCAAAAAACAUUUUGGAAUCUGAGCUACUUCAGCUAGAGUGCCAUUUCACAUGGGAACUGAAAGAAAAUGAUCUUGACUAUUUGGAAAACAGGCUGCUUGAUGAAAUCAAGUUUGGCUACAGCAAAUACAAGAUUGGUUUUUAUAAUCAUCUGGCAUAUGUUAAAUUCCUUCAGCAAGACACGGAAGGAGCCCUGAAAUUUUUGGAGCAAGCUGAGAAAACUGCAAGAGACAAUCAUGCUGAGGACUUUGAAAAGCUGAUUAUUGUAACUUAUGGAAAUUUUGCUUGGCUAUACUUCCAUAUGGGCGAUGGCCCCAAAGCACAGAGCUACUUGAGGAAGGUGGAAGUUAUAUGCAAAAUGUUUCCUAACAGAGCUCGUCUCACGGCUCUUAUUCCUACUUUAUAUGGUGAAAAAGGAUGGUGUUUCUUGAAGGCUUGGAACAAAAAAUAUGAAGAAAUAAAUGCAUGCUUUGAAAAGGCAUUAGAGCAAGAGCCUGAUGAGCCUGAGUGGAACACUGGCUAUGCAAUUGCAUUGUCUCGCUCCGAGAGAGGCAUAACGAGACAGAAUACUGAUGAAGAAACAGCAGCAGUGAACCAGUUGAGACGUGCACUACAACUUGACCCAGAAAAUAGCAUGAUAAUGGCACUUCUGGCCUUAGUGCUGAAACAAAAAACAGAAUCCACAGAGUUAGCAGAGCAAGCUCUUAAAAUGUCACACGACAACCCUUUAGUGGCUCAGCUUGUUGGCAAAGUGUUCCGAUUGCUUGGAGAAGCUGACAAGUCCUUACAGAUCCUGCAAGCUGCAUUACCAUUUACCUCAUCAACCAGUAUACUGCAUUAUCAGAUUGCACUAAAUUAUAAAUCUAAAGUGAGGGACGCAAACUGCCUGACAAAGAACAAAAGUGAAUACCCACAAAUAAAAAAACUGAUUGAAAUGGAAAUUUACCAUCUAAAACAAGUGGCACAACAAAGGCCUUCUUACAUCUGGCCACAAGUUGACCUAGCCACAUGUUACGCAGAUUUAAAAAAUUUUGGCAAAGCUUUAAAAAUAAUGUCCUCGUUAUUUUCUAUUCCUGAUUUGCAAGAUGAAGAAAAACAAGAAAUCCACCUUAAUCUGGGGAAGUUGUACUUCUACCGAUUAAAAUCAGUUCAUGUUGCUGUCGCACAUUUUAAAGCUGGAAUACAAAUUGAAACGGAUUCUGAGAAACGAAAACAAUGCUUUAGCUCUCUGAGGAAAGUGGCGGAGACACUUGGGAGAGGGAAUCCCGAAAACGGGCUUCACUUUGCUCUCCAUGGGUUCAUACAUCAAAUGAACAACAGCAAAACAGAAGCAAUUCAGUUCUACGAAAAAGCAUUAUUUUAUGAUAAGGGCAAUGAAGAAUACUUGAAAGCACUGUCUGACCUUCACCAUCCAGUGAGCUGAAAUGGAAACCAAAGUUUGUAAAAGUCUGAAUUAGAGUAAUCUGCCCUAAUCAGGGGGUGUUCCUAAGAAAUGUAACGAUUUAUUUACAUAACAGUACAUAAUAACCAAGAAUAGUUGUAUCAUAUAUUUAAAAUAUUAAAAUAUGUGCUUCAUUUGUUUAAAGUCUAAAUAUUCUGAAUUGUAAUAGAGGUUUGCCAUUUUUGACCCUCUGAUAGAGAUCCAUAGAUAACUAGAUACCAAGUAAAGAAUCAAAAAUAGCAUCAUAGUCAUAAUUACUGAUAUUGAAAUAGUUUAAAACAACAUUUCUUAAACUUUUUUAUGUCAUGACCCAGUCUUGCCCUGUUGCAUACCCAAUCGUUGUUCCCUCUUGGAGAAUCAUAGGCGAUCGCCAUGGGGGUAAUUGAGCACAACUGUUGUAGCAAUGUCCUGCGCAACUCACUUCCAUUAAAUACAACAGUAACUCAUGUCCAAAUGACUGCAAACCGUGACCUAACCACAACAUAGGUUAAGAAGCCCUGGUGUAAACAGAUACUCC
Messenger RNA from Erpetoichthys calabaricus (reedfish), 2175 nucleotides. RefSeq names its product interferon-induced protein with tetratricopeptide repeats 1-like. Bases 213 to 1640 code for a protein of 475 amino acids. Gene Ontology annotation, molecular function: protein binding. Gene Ontology annotation, cellular component: cytosol. The transcript has 3 exons. Gene Ontology annotation, biological process: defense response to virus. Lineage: Eukaryota; Metazoa; Chordata; Cladistia; Polypteriformes; Polypteridae. The record is from RefSeq and is a predicted model, not a curated record.